AUGGUGACAAUUUUUACAAGUAUAAAAAGUAUGGAAAUUGAAGAAAAAAUUAAAAAGCCAGUAAUUGAAGGUCAAAGAGGCUUUGGAGCAAGACAUUUGCAAUGUUUGUUAUUAUUUUUCGGGAUAACGAUUGCAUAUACCAAUCGAUUGUGCUUAUCAUUGGCAAUUGUCGCGAUGAAAGGUGAUGAGACCACUCAUCAAAUAGACUCGGAUCAUGCCGGAAUUGUUUUGAGUUCUUUUUUUUGGGGCUACACGGUUAUGCAAAUACCAUCUGGAUAUUUAGCCAGAGAAUGGAGUGCUAAGCAAGUAUUAGGCUGGGGAGUUCUGAUUAAUGGAAUAUUAAGUUUACUUGUUCCAAUGGCAAAUGAUAAAGGAGGUUGGGAAGCUACGUGCGCUUGCCGAGUCAUCAUGGGCUUGAGUCAAGCUUGUCUUUUGCCUUGCGUACACACGUUUCUAUCAAAGUGGGUGCCACCAUCUGAAAGAAGUCGAUUGGGUAGUAUUACGUAUGCAGGAGCACAAUUUGGUACUGCGAUAUCUUAUCCUAUUUCUGGAGUUUUGAUUCAGUACGCCGGUUGGCGAAGUGUAUUUUAUUUCUUCGGCGCAGCGGCUAUCUCCUGGUCGUCUAUAUUUUUUUUGUGCAGCUACGACACACCAAUUUUGUUGCUCCAAUCAACCCGUCAAGUCUGCUGCAUUAAGAUAACCGAUACAGAGAAAAGGUUCAUUGAAGGUAAUCUCUUCAAGUCAACAGAAGAUAUAUCUGUAAAGGGAAAUAUUAAAACUCCUUGGAUUAGUAUUCUUACUUCUGUGCCAUUCUGGGCACUGGCGAUAGCUCACUGCGGACAAAACUGGGGAUUUUGGAUGUUGUUGACAGAGCUACCAACUUAUAUGGCCAAUGUACUAAAGUUUGACUUUAAAGAGAAUGGACUGAUAUCAGCAUUACCUUAUCUGGCUAUGCUACUGCUGACGGUCCCAGUGAGCUGGUUGAGCGACUGGAGUCAAAAAAAAGGAGUUUCACGGGGACGAGCAAGAAAAAUAAGCAACACAGUUGGUCACUGGGGUCCUGGGCUGGCUCUCCUGGCUCUUGCAUUUGUUCCAGAAGGUUACACUACUUUGCCAGUAAUUAUAUUAAUUUUUGCGGUAGGUCUCAACGUUGGUACACUUUGUGGAUUCCAACUUAAUCACAUUGAUUUAAGCCCAAACUUUGCCGGGGUUCUCAUGUCCAUCACAAAUUGUCUAGCUUCGGUGGUUGCUAUUCUUGCUCCUAUUAUUGUCAGUUUCAUCGUUAAAAAUGAGAGUAAUAUAGAGCAAUGGCACACAGUAUUUUAUAUAUCAGCAGCGAUCUACUUUUUGGGUAAUUUAAUAUUUAUAAUAUUCGGUAAAGGCGAAAUUCAAAAAUGGGAUGAUCCUAAUUUUCAGACAUUAAUAGGAUGCCGACAUAUCCAGAUAUUACUGUUGACACUGGGAUUCUUCUGUUGUUACGCUGUAAGAGUCGCGCUGUCAAUUUCGCUGGUGGCAAUGGUCAAACCGAAUACCUCGGAUCCUGACAUCGAGGUGUUUGACUGGAGCGAGAGUGUCCAGAACACGAUUUUGAGCUCAUUCUUUUGGGGAUACGUGAUAACACACAUACCUGGUGGAGAACUCGCUCAAAGAUUUGGAGCACAGAGAUUUCUGUGCUUUGCUGUUGGAAUUUGCGGCGUUGUUACGAUAUUAAUUCCGACUGCGGCGACUUACGGAGGCUGGCAGGCUGUUAUUGUCUUGAGAGUCCUGACUGGGGCGUGUCAAGGUGUUAUUCCACCGGCAAUGCAUACUAUUUUGUCUAAGUGGGUGCCUGUUGAUGAGAGAGGAAGAGCCGGAAGCUGCACGUAUUCGGGUGGAUGGUUGGGGAACGUGAUUGCAUUACUAAGUUGUGGCGUCAUCUCUGGUUCAUCAAUCGGCUGGCCCGGUAGUUUUUACAUAUGGGGCGGUAUUGCCACUCUUUGGUCCAUAAUUUACUACUUUAUGGGGAAAGAAUCUCCAGGAGAUCAUCGUGGUAUUCCAUUAGACGAAAAAGAAUACAUUGAAAUCAGCCUUGGAGUAACAGAGAUAACUGAACCGUUAAAGACACCUUGGACUGCCAUUUUAACGUCGAUACCCGUUUGGGCUCUUUUAAUUGCCCAGUGCUCUCAAGCUUGGGGCUUUUGGAUGCUCUUGACAAAGACACCGGCUUAUAUGAGCAGUGCAAUGGGCUACAAUAUACAAGAGAAUGGCGUGGUAUCAGCUCUGCCGUAUUUAGCGGCAUGGCUACUUGGUUUUCCAAUUAGUUUUACGGCAGAUAGGUUGGUUAAGCGCGGCUACACGUCAUUACAAUCAAUGAGAAAAAUAGCAAACACUGUCGGAGAAUGUAUACCCGCAGCAGCGCUCAUCGGACUGAGUUUUAUUAACAGCGAGCAUCGGAAUGUCGCCGUCGUUGUUCUUAUAGUGUCGGUGGCUUUUAAUGUUGCGGUAUUCAGCGGUCAUCAAAUGAAUCACAUGGAUCUGAGUCCUAAUUUUGCCGGUACUCUUAUGGGUAUUACUAAUGCUUCAGCCAAUAUAUGUGGUAUUAUGGCGCCACUAAUUUAUGGAGUUAUAGUUUCUGAUCCAACUGACAUUACUCAAUGGAGAAAAGUUUACAUACUUUCCGCGGGUAUUUAUAUAGCUGGUAAUUUUGCAUUUGUAUUUUUUGGCAAAGCGACAGUACAGUCUUGGAAUGAUGGAACGCAACAUACGCUUGGAAAUUCAACUGCACGUGAAAGUUAUAAAAUUCAAGAAGAACCGAUGCCUCAAGUACCUCAGUCAUUUUUCACGUCAUCACCAGGAUUUACCGAACAAAGAGCUUUAAAUAUGAUUAAAGUUCCAAUUACACUUGUAAAUAAUGUAAUGUAA
Cotesia congregata is the source of this 2901-nucleotide messenger RNA. Lineage: Eukaryota; Metazoa; Arthropoda; Insecta; Hymenoptera; Braconidae. The record is from the annotation of a GenBank genome assembly.